AACAUUUUCAAUUCUAUUGAUGAAAAUCGGAAUACCUCGUUUGCUGUCUCUUAGCGGUUUAUUAAUAGUUAAUCAAAAUUAAAGUUGUCCAUAAUAGAAACACACUAAUCUCAUUUUUUAAAUUCUUCAGUUUUUAAAAAUUGCAACUGUGGAUAGAAUACACAAAAUGAUGGAUGGUGGUGUUGUACACCCCCACCCUGGUGUUGUCCAUGGAGGUGUGCCAGGAGUUGUGCAUGGUAUGCCAGUCCAUGGUGCAGGGCCUGAUGGGGAGCAUCCUCCUCAUGGACCAAGACGGCGUUAUCAAAAUAGACCGAAGCAAACAAAUAAUUUAGAGCGUCUUCCCCUUGAUGAAGCUGCUAAAAGGGAAAUGGAAGCAUUACCAAUGAAGACACCAGUGUCGGUUCUGCAAGAACUCUUGGCUCGAAGAGGAACUGUCCCUAAAUAUGAGCUGGUACAGAUUGAGGGAAUGAUCCAUGAGCCUACCUUCCGUUACCGUGUGACUGUUGCAGAUUUGAUUGCAAUGGGCACAGGAAGAUCAAAGAAAGAAGCUAAACAUUCAGCGGCCAAAGCUUUGUUGGACAAGUUAACUGGUGCCACACCAGCUGAUCAGUCAACAAAUGGAAAUGUCCCUGAAACUGGAACAGUUGUUUCAUCAUUUGAAGAUAAAUUGAUGGGCAACCCAGUGGGAUGGCUGCAGGAGCUUUGUAUGUCUCGGUUCUGGCCUCCACCCUCAUACCAUGCGGAGAAUGAUGACAACGUUUCUAGACGUUUGCCUCAUGAGCGUCAGUUUACAAUUGUCUGUACUCUGCUAAAACGACGUGAAGUAGGAACUGGAAAAUCUAAGAAAUUAGCCAAACGCCAGGCAGCUUAUAAAAUGUGGCAAGCGUUACAAGAUAACCCACUGGAAGCAUUCCAGCCUGAGGAAGAGGGCGGUGUCGCGGCCCGCUAUGCCGACCUGAAAGAUAGUAAAAUCUCUACACUCACUACCAGUCACAGCCACAAGGUGUCGCAGUUUCACAAACACCUCAAACAGUCUGUCGGCCCUAACCUGGCCAAGUUGCAGGUGACUCCGCUCAACAACAAGGACUUUAACUUCGUUCAAUUUCUGCAAGAGAUAGCUUCGGAGCAGUCAUUUGAGGUGACAUAUGUUGAUAUUGAAGAAAAAUCGAUGACCGGUCGCUGUCAAUGCCUGGUGCAAUUGUCUACAUUGCCUGUUGCAGUAUGCCAUGGUUCAGGGCUAACGAGCAAGGAUGCUCAGUCAUCAGCGGCUCAAAAUGCCCUGGAGUAUCUGAAAAUAAUGACCAAAAAGUGAAACAUCUCUUCUUGCGGCAUCAAUUAUUCUCGCCUAGUGUCGACCUAUGCAUUAUGAUCAAUAUAAAAUAUAUGGCCACUUAAAGUUUAUUCUAUUGAUUUAAAAUGAAAUAUUAGUCAGCAUAGAAAGCCACAUAAGGUCCAUGGUUGGUGUCGCCAGGUUUAGAGUGUAUAUGAAUGUUUAUAACCACAAACCAUAUGAGUAUGGCCAUAAUGCCUUAGUGCAAGUAGCACUUCGGGCUAUGCUAUAUAGCUGGCAUAUUUGCAGUAUAUCAAUUAUUAUUUAUAUUAUGGGGAUAAAAAUGUUGAUGCAGUAUUGGUCGUAUGGGUAUCAUAAAAGUUAUAAAUCUCCUUUUAACAAAAAUUAAACAAUAUAUUAUUAGGGUUCAUGGGAUAGGGGGUAGGUGGGUUUCAAAUUAUUAUAAAUCUUAGAAUUUAUUUAAGUAUUUUACUAAAUGUUUUCACGCAAAAGAGAUUCAUUGCUUCUAUACCUUGUCAUUCAUUUAAAAAUAUGACGAUGAUGAAUUUUUUCUCUCUAAUCAUUUUUUACACGGUGAAAGCAAAAGUUGUAAAAAUAUAAAAAAACACAAUUUAAAUAAAAGAAACUUAAAAAUGUUGUGACUUUGUAUGAUUUGUAAGGUCACUUACCUGUUAAGUUAAUUUUACAUCUUUUUAGGAAUUUAAAAUAGGAUAUGAUGAAGUUUUACUCUCUUAUUGUAUUUAGCCAACCAAUAUACAUCUAAUUUUUUAAGCAUUUGCGUGUAACUUCUUAUACUCAUAUUUUGUAGUAAUAUGGGUUUAAUAGUAAAUACUUAUUUUAAUACUAUAUUUUUUAAUGUCCGUGAAUACUUAAAUUUCCUAAUACAAAAUGAAGUAUUUUAUAGCAAGAACAUUUUGUUCUGUUACUGCAAAUAUGCGAGAGUAAAUAGCAUAGCCCGUAAAUAUAAAGAAACAAAGUAUGGAGUGGUCAUAUAAUAAAUACAAGCUAUACUUUGCAUAGAAUUAGUGUAAUUUUCCCAGCGUGGAAAUUACUCAAUAAUUAAAAAAAUGUAAAAAAAAAAUAUAAAAAAUAUAUGAAAAAUCUAUAAAAAAAGUGUGGACUAUGAAUUUCCAGUUUAAUAUUCAGCAUUAUUUAGGCAUAAUUUUGCAUAUAUUAAAAUAAACUCAUUAUUACUACUUACCCAAAA
Messenger RNA from Melitaea cinxia (Glanville fritillary), 2498 nucleotides. RefSeq names its product interferon-inducible double-stranded RNA-dependent protein kinase activator A homolog (gene Loqs). The coding region runs from base 167 to 1312 and encodes 381 amino acids. The record is from RefSeq and is a predicted model, not a curated record. The transcript is spliced from 8 exons. Lineage: Eukaryota; Metazoa; Arthropoda; Insecta; Lepidoptera; Nymphalidae.